This is a messenger RNA of Aspergillus ibericus CBS 121593, 771 nucleotides long. RefSeq lists its product as uncharacterized. Gene Ontology annotation, cellular component: nucleus. Gene Ontology annotation, biological process: maturation of SSU-rRNA from tricistronic rRNA transcript (SSU-rRNA, 5.8S rRNA, LSU-rRNA). The transcript has 2 exons. NCBI's taxonomy places the organism in Eukaryota, Fungi, Ascomycota, Eurotiomycetes, Eurotiales, Aspergillaceae. The coding region runs from base 1 to 771 and encodes 256 amino acids. The record is from RefSeq and is a predicted model, not a curated record.
AUGAAGACAGCCUUUGUGUUCCCAGAAAUUCCAGGUGGAGGAUACGACAGGAGAUAUUCUAACGAAACCAAACCAAAACAAACCACAUCUCCGACCCCGCCUAUCUUCCGCUACACCAAACAACCCACCAACCGCCCUCCCUACAACCAAUCCACCACACACCCUCCCAUCCAAGACUCCAAAAUGUCCCAACCCCAACCCCCCACCCCCCAAGCCGCCCAGGCAACCCACUACCUCGACCUCGGCAUCACCCUCGCCAUCCACAACUGGCCGGCCCUCACCCUCGCCGUCCAAUCCAACUGGGGCGGUCCAACCUCCUCCGACAAGCGCGACUGGCUCUGCGGCGCCAUCUCCGAGAUGCUCACGGACCGACCGGAGACCGACGCCGCGGAUCUCGAGGACGUGUUAAUCCAAGUGAUGAACGACGAGUUCGACGUGGUGGUGGAUGAUGAGAGUGCGGGGAAUGUCGCGGACCAGAUUAUGGAGAUGAAGGGACAGACGGUGAGGGGGGAGUUUGGGGAGAUUCAGGCGUUGUGGGAGACGUGGCAGAGUAAGAAGGGGAAGGGGGAUCAGGGCUUGGGGGCGUUUAGGAGGGGGGAGGAUCAGGUGGAUGAUGAGAGUGAUGAUGAGGAGGAUGAGGAGGAGGAUGUGGAUGGGGAUAUGGAGAUGGAUGAUGCGCCGCCGGCGUUGGUGAGGGCGCCGAGGGAGAGGGUCGAGCCGGAGGUCGAUGAGGAUGGGUUUACGACGGUGGUGUCGAAGAAGAAGCGGUGA